Messenger RNA from Bipolaris maydis ATCC 48331, 681 nucleotides. RefSeq lists its product as uncharacterized. NCBI's taxonomy places the organism in Eukaryota, Fungi, Ascomycota, Dothideomycetes, Pleosporales, Pleosporaceae. The record is from RefSeq and is a predicted model, not a curated record.
GCACAAGGCCCCAUGGGAAUGGGUGGGCCUCACCAUGGCCAUCACCAUCACCAGAACCACCCUCCGCAUGUCAACUUGCUGGCGCAACAACAGCUACAGAUGCACCAGCAAGCCAACAUCCAUCCACCACCACCACUGUUCCACGCGCCACAUCAUAUCGGGUCCAUGGUAAAUCCACAAGCGAACAGAACAGAUCCACGUGAUUCACAUACUCUGUUCUCCACGUUUCUCCGUUUCGAGCGAGAGCUGGGUAUUGAGUCGCUCUGCCUAAAUCUUCGUGAUGCGUUGUAUUCCGGCCCAUCCACAUUGAUGAACUUUGAUUCAUCCUCCAGCAGUGAUGCUUCAUCGGUAGCGGGGAGCCCCCCAGUUGCACCCAGCAACGAACCCCGGCCGGAGGUCAAGAUAGUAUGCAUUGUGCAUAUUCCGCGUAGGAUAAUGGAGCGAGUGGUCGCACUUCACCCAGAUGAGUUGGUUGUUGACCCCAAAACUCAGGAUGCGAGGACGCGUUUCAGGAAACUGCAUGGUAUCGAGGUUAGUUUGGAGUUGAAUGGAUGCCCUCCACUGCGUCCAGGGCUAGAUGCGGCAGACCAUGGUGAUAUGCAUGCGCAUGAGCACUGAGUGCUUGCGAAGUCGCACUUCUCGUAUGUUGUCGAUGGCUCUUUUUUAAGUUGUAGUACAAGA